This is a messenger RNA of Diaporthe batatas, 1835 nucleotides long. RefSeq lists its product as uncharacterized. The record is from RefSeq and is a predicted model, not a curated record. The transcript has a single exon. Lineage: Eukaryota; Fungi; Ascomycota; Sordariomycetes; Diaporthales; Diaporthaceae. Bases 129 to 1619 code for a protein of 496 amino acids.
CCCCAAACGAACGAACUGUUGGCCGUAACUUCCACGUCCGACGGCGCUUCGUUUCUUAGCCUCCAUUUUUCUUCCACAUUCCCAAUACCAUCAUCUCAUUUCAGGAUACUUUUCAGCGAGCACAGUGCAUGAUGUCAGCUCGGCAAGACUCUGACAACCUUGCGUGGGAUCGCAGCGACGAACGCUGGGAGCAGGCAAUCAGGCAGGCCCGAUUGUCAUCGCAGUGUCGCAAGAUCGAAGCCUUUGCCGAGAAAAUAUAUGGAAAAACUGCAACCUUGGUAACUCCACUGGUUAUCGGGGGAUACAAUGUGCUAUAUCCUAUCCUCCUCGAAGGCUCAUCAGCUCCUGUUCUAGUCCGCGUGUCCUUGCCCGACCAGGCCGUCUUUCCCGAGGAAAAAACAGCUGCAGAAGUCGCGACAGUCACUUACGUGGCCCGAAAUACUGAGGUUCCGGUCCCCGAGACUUUCCACCAUGGCGUUGAGUCUGAUGUUGGACCUUUCAUGAUCAUUCAAGAUCUCGAGUCCAGGCGGGUUAUGGGCCAAGUGCUGGAUGGUCCCCGCGAGGAUCCCAACGAGCAGGCUGUCUUGAACCCUGACAUAUCUGAGAGUAAGCUCAAGGACCUGUACACCAAGAUGGCACGGUGGGUCCUGCAGCUUGCACAACCUACAUUUCCGCGCAUAGGAGCCCUAGCUGAGACGGGUGGUGGAUCUCACUCCGUGGCGGGACGACCCAUAACCAUGAACAUGAGCAACAUGGUCCAGCUUUCCAACAUCCCCAAAUCGAUCUUCCCGCCCGAAGGCACCACGUAUGAAACCGCUGAUGCGUGGUACGUGGCCCUGGCCGACAUGCAAAUGGCGACGCUGGUCUUCCAGCACAACGACAUGGUAUCGUCAGAGGACGACUGCAGGAACAAGUACGUGGCUCGGCAGAUAUUCCGAAAGCUGGCCAAACAAGGGCGGCUGUCAUCGUUCGGGUUUGCCCAGGACGACUGGUCCGCGAGGUCUCAGCACUCCCGUUCGACGCUGCCGAUGCCGGAUGGCUCGGGCUCUUUCCGCCUCUGGGGCGAUGACUUCCGGCCGGCGAAUAUCAUGGUCGAUAACAACGACAAUGCCAUCGGGGCCAUUGACUGGGAAUUCGCCUAUGUGGGACCAACCCAAUUUGUCCUGGACUCGCCGUGGUGGCUUCUCCUGGACGUGCCUGAGAGUUGGGACAGCGGGAUCGAGGACUGGGCCAGCGUCUACGAGAGACGCCUGGAAACAUGGCUCUCGGCGAUGGAAGACGCAGAACGAGAUGCAGCCCCCGGCUCCCUGCUCCUCUCGGCAUACAUGCGAGAAAGCUGGGCGACGGGCCGCUUCUGGCUUGACUAUGCCGCAAGAAAGAGCUGGGCGUUUGACACCAUCUACUGGAAGUACCUGGACGAGAAGUUCUUUGGCCCUCGGGAAAAGGAUAUACCCAAGAAGGAUUGGUGGCGAGCGAGGAUGCAUCUUCUCAGCGAGGAGGAGCGCGCGGCGAUGGAGCCGCUGGUCGAAACGAAGAUGGGGGAGUCGAAGGAGCGGGUUCUGGUCGAGUGGGGCGACGCUGAGGCAAGACGGCACUUGUCUUCCUUCCUGUUCGACUGAACUGUUAGACGGGGCCAUAUAGAGCAACCCCGGCUGUUUCGGGGUCUGUUACUUUGGGGCAGGGUCACCGCCUAGUAACUGAGUGCUGGCUGGCUCCACUCAAGCUGGGAUGCAUAUGCACAAGAAGCAACCUGAGAUGUAUAGAUACUUGAUACACAAAAACGGACCAUCAAAGGUAUGACAGUGUCAUGAAUUACAACUCACCCAUGCUGGAAA